Molecule: messenger RNA, 1017 nt
Organism: Chlorella variabilis
Lineage: Eukaryota; Viridiplantae; Chlorophyta; Trebouxiophyceae; Chlorellales; Chlorellaceae
Exons: 9
Coding region: 1-1017 (338 amino acids)
Biological process (GO): transmembrane transport
Cellular component (GO): membrane
Molecular function (GO): mechanosensitive monoatomic ion channel activity
Source: RefSeq, a predicted model, not a curated record
AUGCCGCCGCACCCAGCCGCCAGUUUCCGCCGCCACCAUGGUCGACCGCAGGCCACGGGCGUGCCUCUGCUGGACGAGCUGAUGCGCAUGCGCACCUUGGACGCAGCCGUGGCUCACAGCCUGCAGCUGGCGGGCAUUGCGGUGGCGGCUACGGUGCUGGGCACGCUGCUGCUGGCAGCGGUUGAGCGGGUGGCGGGCAACCGCAUCGCACGCUCGGGCCGAGACUUCAACGCCCCGGUGGCCGCCCUGGCCGCAGCCUUCAAGCCCGCCAAGGUGCUGCUGCCCUACUAUGGGGUCACCUACCUCACGACAUUGGCCAGCGCCUUGGCCCAGGUGGCGGCCACCAAGCUGAAGAAAGAUUUCGUGGGGCUGUGCCGCGGCAGGAACGAGGAGGUGCUGGCUGCGCUGCGGUGGUUUACUCAGCUGGUACAGGACACCAGCGAGCUGCUGAUCAUCAUCUUUGUGGCCUGGGCCGCCAUCGACUUCAAAAACAGGGCCCUCAACUGGCUGGCAGCCUCCAUCCUAAGCGACUCGAGCGCCUCCAACGACGCGGCGGUGACCCUGCUGCGCCCGCUGGGUGGCAUCCUCACUUUCCUCAUCCUGCUGGCCGCCGCGGCUUUCACCCUGGGGGCCUAUGGCCUGAACCUGGGCCCGCUGCUGGCGUCGGUGGGCGGCGUGGGCGUGGUGGUGGGCCUGGCCACCCAGCGCCUCCUCAUGAAUGCCGUGGCCUCUAUCGCGCUGUUCACGGCUCGACCGUUUGUGAUGGGGGACGAGGUUCACCUGAUGGCAGGCGGUAUCCUGGUAGUAAAGCUGCCGCAGGGGAUCGUCUCUCAGAUAGAGCCCAUGCGGACGCUGAUACGCUCAGAGGACGGUGGCCUGGUGUAUGUGAACAACGCAGAUGUCGCCAACUACAUCAUUAAAAACAUGACCCAGGGGCGGUCGCUGGCGGCAGUGGAGUCUGGCCGGGUGGAGCAUGCGCACAAGGAUGGCGAGCCGCCGUCGCCGCUCAUCCUGUGA